UCCUGUGAUUAUAAUAAUUAAAUCUGCCACUGCUAUUAAAUGCUUGUGAUUAGUUGUGGCCAGUCAUGAGGCUACAUUCAUUAUUUAAAAUAAAUGAAAGUACUUGAGUACAAAAGCUAGACAAAGAAAUGUGAAGCGUUUAUUUCAUGCGCAUAUAAACUGAACAGAAGAUUUUGAGCGGGAAACUGUCGCCGCUUGUUUGAAAAGACGCGCCGCACAGUCAUUGGCCAACUGUCAUGCGUACACGUCCACAUCAGCCAAUCACACGCCUCUAAACCCUCACCACACUGCGCGCGUGAUCGUCCUCGGCUUUAAAGUGCAGUGGUGUAACGCUGAUCUUCAUUUACUCUGUUUAACGGAGAAGUGAAUCUCGUCAUCAUGGCAAGAACCAAACAGACCGCUCGUAAGUCCACUGGUGGAAAAGCCCCGAGGAAGCAGCUCGCUACUAAAGCCGCCCGUAAAAGCGCCCCCGCCACUGGUGGCGUCAAGAAGCCUCAUCGUUACAGGCCCGGUACCGUGGCGCUGAGAGAGAUCCGCCGUUAUCAGAAGUCCACUGAACUGCUGAUUCGCAAACUGCCUUUCCAGCGUCUGGUGAGAGAAAUCGCUCAGGAUUUCAAGACGGAUCUGCGCUUCCAGAGCUCCGCCGUCAUGGCCCUGCAGGAGUCCAGCGAGGCUUAUUUGGUCGGUCUGUUCGAGGACACCAACUUGUGUGCCAUCCAUGCCAAGAGGGUCACCAUCAUGCCCAAAGACAUUCAGCUGGCACGCCGCAUUCGUGGAGAGCGCGCUUAAAUCCACAGCGGCGUCAUUCACAUCAACACCAAAGGCUCUUUUAAGAGCCAAUUCAGUUACACUCAACGAGUCUAUUUCCAGUUCAGUUUCAAUCAUCAUUAUUGUUGGUAGUUUAUAAAUCGAUUUGUGUGUCUGGUAGACUUUGAACCCGUUAACAUAAACGCAAAGUCAUAUCGAUAUUAUUGUUUAUUUUUUGCUCCACAUUGUUUCUUGAACUUUGUAAAUGUCUAGUUUACUAUAUUCUGAAUGUGCUAUAAUAUAAACCACUAAACAGUAUACUUCAUUUUAACAACCUGUUUAAAUGGGUGAACUUCAGAUCUGUGUUGCUAUCAGGUCCUGUAGACAAUGGUAAAAUUUCUGUUUGAAGUCCCAACAAUUGUGUGCUGCUCUUGUGUACUUGUAUUAGAUCACUUAAGUAUUUAAUAAACGUAUUUAAACCGCAAAAUAACAGGUAACUAUAUUCUAAUUAAACCAAACACUGAAGAAUUCAAAUGUUCUUAAAAAUCAUUGAAGA
Messenger RNA from Myxocyprinus asiaticus (Chinese sucker), 1303 nucleotides. Its product is annotated as histone H3-like. The transcript has a single exon. NCBI's taxonomy places the organism in Eukaryota, Metazoa, Chordata, Actinopteri, Cypriniformes, Catostomidae. Gene Ontology annotation, cellular component: nucleosome. Gene Ontology annotation, molecular function: DNA binding; protein heterodimerization activity; structural constituent of chromatin. The record is from RefSeq and is a predicted model, not a curated record. Bases 379 to 789 code for a protein of 136 amino acids.